Messenger RNA from Quercus robur (English oak), 2681 nucleotides. RefSeq lists its product as uncharacterized. Bases 97 to 2256 code for a protein of 719 amino acids. Gene Ontology annotation, molecular function: FAD binding. The record is from RefSeq and is a predicted model, not a curated record. Lineage: Eukaryota; Viridiplantae; Streptophyta; Magnoliopsida; Fagales; Fagaceae. The transcript is spliced from 11 exons.
AUUUGAGUGGCGUUGUCAAAGAGGCAUAAGGCGACGUCGUUUUGCUGCUACCGCUGCAAAGUUCAAACAUUGUUGUUUUUUCCCAGUUACUGUGUCAUGAUGAGGGUUUUGGGGUUUAUCAACAACAGCUUCAAUGGCCUCCAAAAACACCAAGGUAUUGCCAAAAUCAAAUUCAAAGCAAACCCACUUGGGUUCAAUCAAUUUCGAAGCAGAGGCUUAUCAGACUCCAAGUUUUUCAAUGGCAAUGAUACGGUGCUUCCGGUUCUUAUCGUUGGUGCUGGACCAGUCGGUCUCGUUCUCUCUAUACUUCUCACCAAACUGGGUGUCAAAUGUGCAGUUUUGGAGAAAGGCAAGAGUUUUUCUAAACAUCCACAGGCACACUUCAUCAACAAUCGAACAAUGGAGGUGUUUCGAAAGAUAGACGGGCUGGCAGAAGAGAUCCAGAGGUCUCAACCUCCUGUAGAACUAUGGCGAAAGUUUAUAUAUUGUACUUCGCUCUCUGGUUCUAUUCUUGGUUCAGUGGACCAUAUGCAACCUCAAGAUUUUGAGAAAAUUGUGAGUCCUAUCUCUGUUGCGCACUUCUCACAGUACAAGUUAACUGCAUCUCUACUUAAGCAGCUAGAAGAUCUUAGUUUCCAUAUUCAUACAUCAGAAGCCUUUGAAGGCCUUAAUUGUAGGCCCCUCAAGGGACAGGAAAUUUUAAUGGGGCAUGAGUGUGUAUCCAUUGAUGCCACUGGUCAAUGUGUUGAUGUCACCGUUGCUUUCCUCAAGGAAGGGAAGUACAUGGAGAAGAAUAUUCAGUGUAAUAUCCUUGUUGGUGCUGAUGGUGCAGGAAGUACCAUACGAAAGCUUGUAGGAAUAGAUUUGAGAGGUGAGAAAGACAUGCAAAAGCUUGUCAGUGUUCAUUUUCUGAGCAGAGACCUUGGACAAUACUUGAUAAAUGAGAGACCUGGUAUGCUAUUUUUUAUCUUCAAUACUGAAGCCAUUGGGGUCCUUGUUGCUCAUGAUCUCAAGCAAGGGGAAUUUGUAUUACAGAUGCCAUUCUAUCCACCUCAGCAAAACAUUGAAGAUUUCAGCCCUGAGAUAUGCAAGAAGUUGAUAUUCAAAUUGGUCGGUCGAGAGCUUUCAAACAUAGAUGUGAUCGAUAUAAAGCCAUGGGUGAUGCAUGCGGAAGUUGCUGAGAAGUUUGUAUGCAAUGACAAUCGAAUAAUACUAGCUGGUGAUGCUGCUCAUCGGUUCCCUCCAGCUGGUGGUUUUGGAAUGAAUACUGGCAUUCAAGAUGCUCAUAAUCUUGCUUGGAAAAUAGCUUCUGUUGUAAAGGGUAUUGCACCAUCUUCAAUACUUGAAACUUAUGAAACGGAACGUAAGCCGAUUGCCAUCUUCAAUACGGCACUUAGUGUGCAAAACUUCAGAGCAGCCAUGUCAGUUCCAGCUGCACUUGGUCUUGAUCCAACUAUUGCAAACUCUGUACAUCAAGUCAUUAAUAGUGGAGUUGGUUCUGUUUUACCUUCUGGACUACAGAGGGCAAUUCUGGAUGGAAUUUUUACAAUAGGCCGUGCACAGCUCUCUGAACAUCUUCUGAAUGAAAGCCAUCCACUUGGAUCUAUGAGGCUUGCUAAAUUAAGACAUAUAUUUGAAGAAGGAAAGAGCCUUCAACUCCAGUUCCCUGCCGAGGAUCUUGGUUUCAGGUACCGGAAGGGAGCACUAAUUCCUGAGAGUGACAGUGUGCUGGCUGCCCCAGAACAGCCUACUGGUCGUCGGAGGGACUAUAUUCCUUCUGCAGAUCCAGGGUCAAGGCUGCCCCAUAUGAAUGUGAAGGUGUUAUCCAAUUUAUCAAAUGAGGAGAUCUGUUCUACACUGGAUCUUGUAUCCGGAGACAAAGUUGAGUUCCUUUUGAUUAUUGCACCAGUUGAAGAGUCUUAUCAUCUUGCUCAUGCUGCAUUCAAGUUGGCUAAGGAAUUUGAAGUUUCUGCUAAGGUAUGUGUUUUAUGGUCUGCUGGUACUAAAGGAAUUGAAGGAGGAAGUAAUGCUGCAUUGACACCUUGGGAGAAUUACAUAGAUGCUGUGGAAGUUAAAAGGUCAUCCACUUCACCAUCAUGGUGGGAUAUCUGUCAGAUGACUGACAAAGGAGCCAUCCUAGUUAGGCCUGAUGAGCACAUUGCUUGGCGUGCAAAGUCGAGAGUUGUCGGGGAUCCUAUUAUGGAGAUGAAAAGGGUUUUUUCUGCAAUAUUGGGUGUAGAUUCUACCAAAAGAUAGGAAACCAUAUACUAACACUCUGACCUGUAUUUGAAUUCUGCACAUGCGUUGGAAGGAGAUGUCUUACCUGCAAGUAGCUACAUACCUCUUGCAAUCUGGAUGUGCAGGCCUGAUUGAUUUAUUCUUUCAUGAGAUAGAUUAAAUUUUGAAUAAGUAUAGUGAUAAUCUUUUCCACGGUUGUUGAGAUGAUAAACUGAGUGGUGGGUAAUAAAAGUAGUGUUAAGUGGUGAGUUUAUAUUAAAGCAAUUGUUCACCUCUCAAAACUUGCUGUCGUAUUAAGUUGUGAGAAAAAGUUGUAUAAGAGCUGUUUAAUAUUUUGGCUGGGAAUAACCACAAUACAUUGUAUAUGUUUCUGCCCUUUUAAGCUUGCUAAUGCCAAAAGUAGUGGUAUAUAUCAAUAUGCGAUAUAUUCAGUACCUAUUUAA